AUGGGGCAGAAAAGGAAGUCGAGAGUCAGCGUCCAUGGUAUAGCUGGUCUCCUCAAGAAUCUCGGCAGCAGCGAGAUACUGGCUGUGAAGACAGAAAUCGGGGACAGAAACGACAUCGGUGAUCUGCGCCCACCAAAGCAGGAGGGUGCGCCUGCAGACGAUCUUCCCCCUCUCCCCUCCCCAUCGACAUCCGCGCUGGGCUUCGUCGACUCUCAGCGAAGACCCGAAGAAGCGGAGGCGAUCGAGGCGCAUAUACCUCCUCCGCGACCGACAGCUCCGUCCCCUAUACCAACCGCUCAGACGGGGGAGCUGUCGCAGCUAACGACGACACGAGAACGACCUGCAAAGCGCCAAAAAACUGUCCACACCGCGACGAAUGCGUCGACGAGCAAAUGGGCCAAAAAGUACGGGAAGGCCUGGGUCGAUAAGUACGACGCGUCUGGCCUCGUUCCCUACUACAAGAAUAAGGCGGAGGUGCCGGAGGAGCUGGCAAAAUACUUCUCUCAGCGCCUUCGGUACUUCUCUCUAUACUCUGAGCCCCCAGGCUGCCUUCUGGACACGGAGGGCUGGUUCAGUGUUACUCCGGAGGCGAUUGCGAACAGGAUCGCUGAGCGCUGCCGAUGCGACACGAUAUUGGACGCGUUCUGUGGCGUCGGAGGGAACGCGAUCGCGUUCGCGCAGACUUGUCAACGUGUCAUCGCCCUGGAUACUGACCCCACACGCCUCGCCCUCGCCCGACAUAACGCGCAAAUAUACGGCGUCGCCGACCGGAUCGAGUUCAUCCUGACGGACUACGUCGCAUUCGCGGAAGCGUAUAUCAGUCGGAAGGAGAUCUCCCAAACGGCUGUAACGAAGCCAGCGCGUAUGAUCGACGUCGUCUUCCUUAGCCCGCCAUGGGGCGGCCCUUCGUACCUCCAAGUCCUUCCCGCCGACGCGGACGAGAUAUCGUCAACGGAGCACCCCACGUACUCCCUCGCGUCCAUUCGCCCCCUCCCAGGCGGCGAGCUCUUCCACCUCACAAGACGAAUAUCGCACAACGUAGCCUACUACCUACCUCGGAACACCGACCUGGCGGAGAUUGGAGCAUUGGUAGAGGCCCAAGGGGAGAAGAUCGAGAUCGAGGAGGAGUGGAUGGGCAACAAACUCAAGGCGUUGACGUGCUACUUUGGCGGGCUCGCCGCCGGGCAGGGGCAUCUAUUUGACGCUGUAUAG
Molecule: messenger RNA, 1212 nt
Organism: Schizophyllum commune H4-8
Lineage: Eukaryota; Fungi; Basidiomycota; Agaricomycetes; Agaricales; Schizophyllaceae
Product: S-adenosyl-L-methionine-dependent methyltransferase
Exons: 5
Coding region: 1-1212 (403 amino acids)
Biological process (GO): 7-methylguanosine RNA capping; 7-methylguanosine cap hypermethylation
Cellular component (GO): nucleus
Molecular function (GO): RNA cap trimethylguanosine synthase activity
Source: RefSeq, a predicted model, not a curated record